Messenger RNA from Cheilinus undulatus (humphead wrasse), 841 nucleotides. RefSeq names its product rhophilin associated tail protein 1-like (gene ropn1l). The transcript has 6 exons. The record is from RefSeq and is a predicted model, not a curated record. NCBI's taxonomy places the organism in Eukaryota, Metazoa, Chordata, Actinopteri, Labriformes, Labridae. Bases 132 to 833 code for a protein of 233 amino acids.
AACGCCGUUGCUGUGCGACGAUGAUGCAUUACACAGAAGUAACAGAUAUCAAGUUACAGCCCCGUUAAAAGUUCAGGUUCUGAUCCAGUUUCCACGGGUUUUGUCUUCAGUAUUUAUUCAGCUGUUCAGCCAUGCCUCUUCCAGACACCAUGUACUGCGCCCAGCAAAUUAACAUCCCUCCUGAGCUGCCUGCCAUCCUCAAACACUUCACCAAGGCAGCCAUACGCACACAGCCAAAGGAUGUUCUGCAGUGGUCUGCAGCAUAUUUUGAUGCCCUGUCCAAAGGAGAGCCUCUGCCUGUUAAGGACAGGCUGGAGAUGAAUGUUGCUACCCAAAAGACGGACACAGGACUGACUCCAGGUCUGCUAAAGACUCUGCAUAAACAGCUGUCCCAUGAGGAAACGUGCAGCAAAGAGGAGCUCCAGAAGAGAUGGAAGGGUCUGUGUCUGCCCAUGGAUCAGCUUGAGGCCCUGCUGUUGCUCGGGCGCUUUGAUUCACACAUCAACUGGAUGAAGUUUUUUGCCCUGGGCUGCAGUGCUCUUGGAGGGACCCUCAAGAGAUCUCUGAAGUUUGCCUGUGAGAUCCUUACAGAGGAUGAGGAGGGUGGUCCUGCAAGGAUUCCUUUCACCACCUUCACCAAGCUCUACACCUACCUGACACAUGAGGACGGAGAUCUGGCACACGACCAGUUCCUCAGUAGCCUGCAGGCUGAAGCCAACAAGCAGAACGGCAUGAUUCAGGUUUCCACCUUCUACUGCAGCAGGAAGAAAGAGGAGACAUGCAAAGCAGAGGAAGGAAGGAAAAGAAGUAACAUAACGACCAUGUUCAAUUAAUAAAUUGG